Messenger RNA from Clarias gariepinus (North African catfish), 2855 nucleotides. It is a transcript of the gene hdgfl2, whose product is annotated as HDGF like 2. Lineage: Eukaryota; Metazoa; Chordata; Actinopteri; Siluriformes; Clariidae. Gene Ontology annotation, molecular function: double-stranded DNA binding; transcription coregulator activity. Gene Ontology annotation, cellular component: nucleus. The record is from RefSeq and is a predicted model, not a curated record. The transcript has 16 exons. Bases 151 to 2106 code for a protein of 651 amino acids. Gene Ontology annotation, biological process: regulation of transcription by RNA polymerase II.
UUGCUGUCGGUUAGCGGAAGUUGGUCCCGGGACCAGCCGCCUUAGCUUCUCGCUGUGGAGGUUUCUAUGGUCUGGCUGAAGACGGGCUACAGCACGACACCGGAGAUUAAGCUAAGAAAACACCACCACGGAGCAUAAACAAGCGACAAAAUGCCGCACAAUUUCCGACCCGGGGAUCUUGUCUUCGCUAAAAUGAAGGGCUACCCUCACUGGCCGGCUCGGAUUGAAGAUGUGGCUGAAGGAGCUGUGAAACCGCCACCUAACAAAAUUCCCAUAUUUUUCUUUGGGACUCAUGAAACAGCCUUCCUUGCACCAAAAGACCUCUUUGCUUAUGAGAAGUACCAGGACCGAUAUGGGAAGCCAAACAAAAGAAAAGGAUUUAAUGAAGGAUUGUGGGAAAUUCAAAACAAUCCACAUGCAUCUUACACUGCGCCUGCUCCUGCCAGCUCAUCUGAGAGUGAGGACAACGAAGCUGCAGCAGGAAGUGAUGUGCAAGAUGAUGAAGAGGCGGCGGUACCGAGGAAAGCCGAAUCAGGAAGUGAGGAAUCUGAUUCUGGAAGUGAAGAUCAAGGCAGAGGAGCAGUGAAACGGAAAGCUCCUCCACCGAAGCGUCCACCAGCAAAGAAAGGGCGUGCAUCGUCCAGCGAUCGAGAUGAAGAGGAGAGUGGCUCUCCCUCAGAGCCAGAGCCUUCCCCUAGCUCUGAGUCAGAAUCUGGCAAAAACAGUGAUCAGGACUUCACUCCACAGAAGGAAUCGAGCGGCCGGGGAGGCAGGAAGCCUGCGGGCAGAGGCAGGAGGAAGAAAGCGUCCUCAGAUUCUGAGUCUGAUUCAGGAUCCCGGUCAGACCAUAAGCGAGACAGGAGUGAUUCUGAGGAUGUGAAGCCACGGCCGGCUGUCUCUGGAUCCGAAUCUCAGUCUGGAUCCAAGUCAGAGUCAGAAUCUGAUCCUCCACCCAGAAAAGCGCCACAGCCACGCAAGAAAGAAAAGCCACCACAGAAGCCACGUGCAAGGAAGCCCAAACCAGCACCAGAAAGAGCUCCUUCCUCUUCAGAUAGUGACAGUGAAAGUGAAUCGGACCAAAUCAGCGAUUGGAAGAAACGAGAUGAGCAGCGCCGGCGGGAGCAGGAGGAGCGCAGGAAGAAGGAGGAGGCGGAAGAGCUUCGCCGGUUAAGGGAAAGAGAGAAAGAAGAAGAGGAGAAAAAGAAGAAGGAAAAACAGAACAAAGGACGGAAAGAUGAUGACAGCAGCAGCAGCAGCAGCUCGGAUGAAGGCGUAGACGACCACCCGCUUAAGAAGUCCAAGAAGCCACCGCCGCCUCCUAUCCCUGCCCCUUCAGAUUCUGAUUCACCACCGCCCACUGAGGUGAAAAAGGCAGCUAAACGUCAAGAUAGCCAGAAAGGCAGACAGAAGAAAGAAAAAGUGGUAAAAGAGAAAAGGGAGAGAAAAGAGAAGAAUGUGCAGCGGUCUGAAGAAAAACAUAGAACCAGGUCUAAGCCUGAGAAGCCAAAACGACGACCUGAGCGUUCACCUGAAAAGAGAGUCGAGAAGAAAAAAGAGCCAUCUCCAGAAGAGAAACUCCAAAAGCUGCACACAGAUAUUAAGUUUGCACUGAAGGUGGACAACCCUGACAUUGAGAAAUGUUUACAGGCCUUGGAGGAGCUGAGCGCUGUACCAGUCACCAGUCAAAUCUUACACAAGAACUCUGAUGUCAUCACCACACUCAAAAAGAUUCGAAGAUACAAGGCAAGUACUGCCGUAAUGGAAAAAGCUACAGAGGUCUACAACAAGUUAAAACUCCAAUUUGUUGGGAAGGUGGAGACAAACAAACCAAAAACACAAGAAAAUGUUGAAGAGGAAAAUAAAACGGAGGAACCAAGCACAGAUUCCAAACCAGUGAAUGGAGAGUCAGAAACUGAGAAAAAGGAUGUUCUUUCUGAAAGUGAAUUUAAGGAUCCAGAGUCUGCGGAGCAGGAGGAGCAAAGUGACCACAAGUCACAAAACAACGACAGGAGCGGAGCAGAUAGCCCUGCUGAGCAGCAAUCACAGACAGCUGAGGAAACAGAUCACACUUCAACAGCAGACAUAGAGACUCCACUCCAAAGCUGAAGCCUCGGACUGCUGUUUUCUUAACUGAACUGAGAACUUUGUGUAUUCUGUGAAGACUUUAUUCUUUACUCAAGAUCCACAUCGCUCUUUUACACGUGUACACACUCUGACUCUUUCCUUACAUUUGUGUCAGUUUUGUCCACCAUUUAUAAACACCUGUUAUGAUUGUUGUAUAUAAAAAAUUAUACAAAAGCUAUUCCCAGUUUAAGCAAGGUCAACAAAAGCCUUGUUUCUGUUCAGUGUGGCAGCGACCUUGCUCUAAAUGAUGUUUGGUUGUAGUCGACGUUAUUUAAAAACACUGAUAUUUAAAACAAAUGCCCAGGCCCUGAUAUGUGUGAAAACGGUGCAUUUGGUACGCAGUAGGCCACCUUUUGUUAACCAUACUCCAUUUCCUUUUUUCUUUCUUUUUUUUUUGUAUAUAAAAAAAAAAGAAAUCAUAGAAAAAAGAUGUUUUUGUUACCCAAAACUUUAUGUAAAAUGAGCCAUACAGCAGGCGUUAAUUAACUAUUUUCAUACACUAGUGCACCAGAAUUUUAACCAACGUGAAGUAUGAUUUGCGGUUAUAGUGGUCAGGGGCUUAAUGCUAAAUUCUGUAGAGCAGUCCUGCUGUCCAAGUCUUUUCAUUAUUAGUUCUGUGUCCAACGCCUUGUCUUGCGUAUAUAGAUGUUUUUAGUGCAAAUGUAAAUUGGUCAGAUCAUUUUUAUCCUUGAUGGAAAUUAAAAUAAACGUCAGCAUGGUGGCCCUAAUAA